Diuraphis noxia (Russian wheat aphid) is the source of this 661-nucleotide messenger RNA. RefSeq lists its product as uncharacterized. The record is from RefSeq and is a predicted model, not a curated record. NCBI's taxonomy places the organism in Eukaryota, Metazoa, Arthropoda, Insecta, Hemiptera, Aphididae.
AGUGUUCAAUAAUGAUAAUGGUGAUAGUGAUAGUAUACAGGAAGAUUGUGAAUCUGAUGAACUAGAAACCCCAAGAUCAAUCGAAAUUUCUGAUGUACUAAAUAAUGUAAAUAUAGAGAAAACAUUUAAUUUCUCAUUACCUCCACAUCAGCGCUGUGCAGCCCACACAUUAAACUUAAUAGCAACAGGAGAUAUUCUAGAAGCUGAGAAGGAUGCCGCAUACAAGACGAUUAGUAGACGGGUUUUUAGCAAAUGUCAAUCAAUAUUUAAUAAACAAAACCAAUCAACAUUAAGUGCAGACAAAAUUAAAGAAAUACUUGGUCGUUAUCUUAUAACACCUAAUGCCACAAGAUGGAAUUCUUAUUAUGAUGCAAUCAAUUGUUUAGUAGAAAAUAUUGAUAAAAUUGAUGAUAUUUGUAUAACAUUAGAAUUGGUUUCCUUUUCAAGACCUCGGGAAGUUGGUUUUUUAAAAGAGUAUUGCAAAGUUAUGAAACCUUUAUCUAAAGCAUUAGACGUUUUACAAGGAGAUAAGUCUGUAUGCUUGCGAUUUCGUCUCCCAACAAUUAAUGCUGUUCACAAAUCUUUAAACGGAUUAAACAAUAAUAUUGUCUUCUGCAAACCUCUUAUUCUUGCAUUGAAACGAGGGUUAAAUAAAAGGUAA